AUGAGCAGCAGCAGCAGUAGUGCGAGUAAUGUCAGCAACAGUAUAGUUCGCACACCGUCGGCCAUUGUCCAUCUGGUAAGCCUCAGCACCAGUUUGUGGGGUGCGUAUCGCGCAACCAAAGUAGUGCUGCCCAUCCGUUUGCGUGAAGCAGGCCAUCGCCAGUUUCUCACCAACAUUGCAUUGGCAGCCACGAUUCUGACCAAUGUGGUAACACUGGUGUCGUACGCAAGGGCCAACAGUCGUUCGUUGGGACACACCAGCCGACAGGUGGCUUUGCCCCUGGCGCUGGUGCUUGAAACGGUGGUCGCAUUGGUGUACUGGCCAUUGCGUUUGUUUUUCCUGCCUCUGAUAAUGCACAACGUGAAAGACGGUUCCAGGGUCCCCCUGCCAGUGCCUGUGGACUGUGCAAUUCAUCUGCUGCCCGUUGUGUAUCUGGCAGUGGACUAUCUGGCGCUGGAACCGGCUCCGUUCCAAAUGUCGACCAAAACGGCCUGGUUUGUCGUAACAGCGCUGGGACUGGGAUAUAACCAGUACCUAAAAGUUAUAGUCGAUCAUGACAACGGUGCGGUGUAUCCGUAUCCGUUUUUGGAGGUCAAAGAGCCCUACAGAAGUGCGAUAUUCGUGGCUGUCACCAGCAUCGCCUGGAUCUGGUUUGUGAUUUACAAAAAACUACACAGAGGAGGCAUAAGAGGAGGGCAAGCAAAACUGGGCAAAGCGAAUUGA
Molecule: messenger RNA, 723 nt
Organism: Lachancea sp. 'fantastica'
Lineage: Eukaryota; Fungi; Ascomycota; Saccharomycetes; Saccharomycetales; Saccharomycetaceae
Source: the annotation of a GenBank genome assembly